Dacryopinax primogenitus is the source of this 954-nucleotide messenger RNA. Its product is annotated as short-chain dehydrogenase. Bases 14 to 871 code for a protein of 285 amino acids. The record is from RefSeq and is a predicted model, not a curated record. The transcript has 6 exons. Lineage: Eukaryota; Fungi; Basidiomycota; Dacrymycetes; Dacrymycetales; Dacrymycetaceae.
AAUAACUCAAAUCAUGCCUGGGAGACUUCAGAAUAAGGUUGCGAUCAUCACCGGAGCUGGGUCGGGCAUCGGUCUCGAGUCAGCACUUCUCUUCUCGUCCGAGGGAGCACAUGUUGUACUGGCCGACAUUAACCUGCCGGCAGUGCAAGCUGCUGUUGAAUUGGUUAAACAGAGGAGCCCAGCUGUUGGAGCCUUGGCUGUGAAGUGCGAUGUGAGCAAGGAGCGGGAAGUCGAGGAGCUCAUCAAGACCGCGGUGACCGAGUUUGGGAGGUUGGAUAUCAUGUUCAACAACGCUGGGGUCAUGCACCCAGAUGAUGACAAUGCGCUGAAUACGGAAGAACGCAUCUGGGACUUGACGAUGAACAUCAAUCUCAAGGGUGUCUGGUUCGGUUGCAAGCACGCUAUCGCUGCUAUGCGGUUGAACAAGCCGGAUCUUGCCGCUGGACUCCAGACUGGUGGAAGCAUCAUCAACACCGCCAGCUUCGUCGCAAUCAUGGGUGCAGCUACCCCUCAGCUGGCUUACACGGCGUCGAAGGGUGCUGUUCUUGCAAUGACCAGGGAACUGGCGAUGGUGCAUGCGAGGGAAGGGAUCCGUCUGAACUCCCUCUGUCCUGGUCCUCUCAAGACUCCGCUCCUCAUGGAUUUUCUGAACACACAAGAAAAGCGUGAUCGUCGUCUGGUGCAUCUGCCAAUGGGUCGGUUCGGAGAGGCCAUUGAGCAGGCCCGCGCUGCUCUUUUCCUUGCCAGCGAUGACUCAAGUUACAUUACUGGCACUGACUUCAAAGUCGAUGGAGGUCUGUCCAGCUGCUAUGUGACCGCGCUCGGAGAUCCGGUCCUGCCACCGCCUGUGAACCUAGCUCCUGCAAAAUGAGGAAUGUUUGCAGAAGGAAAGUAAUAAGCCAAUAUUGUGCGAGUAGAAAGCGAAUAGAACCAUAUCGAUUCAUUGAACAUGUU